Molecule: messenger RNA, 2292 nt
Organism: Lodderomyces elongisporus
Lineage: Eukaryota; Fungi; Ascomycota; Pichiomycetes; Serinales; Debaryomycetaceae
Gene: GPR1
Product: Gpr1p
Exons: 1
Coding region: 1-2292 (763 amino acids)
Biological process (GO): adenylate cyclase-activating G protein-coupled receptor signaling pathway
Cellular component (GO): plasma membrane
Molecular function (GO): G protein-coupled receptor activity
Source: RefSeq, a predicted model, not a curated record
AUGAUUCAAAGUAUCGUACUGGGUGAUCCGGCAAGCCUGGAAAAUUGUGCAUUCAAGUUUUGUAAAAAAUGCUAUACACGUGAGAGUAUAAAUGCAUUCACAUAUCUUGCCAGUAGUAUUUUUGAAUCAGCCACUGCAUCGUUGCUAACCUCAGAUCCGGCAACACAACCAGCAAGUAGUCCUAUGAUAAUUGCUACAACAAACGCGGCAGCUAACCCAUCAUCUGGUUCGAUGACCAAGUCAUUUAUGGCACAAGGAAUUUCAAAAAUGUUUGUGGAGAGCCUUCCAAACAUAUUUAAAAGAGCCGAACGAACUAAUCAGAUUGCAAAGUUCACCGACCAUGAAGCAUUUGUGCAAAGAGUGGUUGCAACAUCAGCCUCGUGCGCGUCCAUAUUUGCGGUUUUGGUAGCAUUGUAUUUUCUUUCAGCGAUAGAUCCAAAGCGACUAGUUUUCCGACACCAAUUGAUUUCAUUUUUGCUACUUUUUGAUUUGCUAAAAGCAUGUAUUCUACUCAUAUACCCUACGAGAGUCAUGACCCAUACUUCCUCGUACUACAAUCGAAAAUUUUGUCAAGUUGUGGGCUUUUUCACCGCUACGGCAAUUGAAGGUGCUGAUAUUGCAAUAUUAUCAUUUGCAUUGCACACUUAUCUACUUAUUUUUAAACCUUCGCUUAAUAUGAAACUGCCGCAUUUGAACAGGGUUGAAGGUGGUUUAUACAAAAUACGAUGGUUGGUGUAUUCGCUUUCCAUUGUAGUUCCUUUGGUAUUUGCCAGUUUGGCAUUCAUUAAUGGGACUGGGUAUGAUUCAUUGGUUUGCUGGUGCUACUUACCGGAAAGGCCAGUUUGGUAUAGGUUGGUAUUGAGCUGGGUACCGCGAUGGUGCAUUGUUGUUGCAAUCUUUUUGAUCUAUGGCAUGAUUUAUUUCCAUGUGAUUAAAGAGUUUAAGAUAUUGAAUAGCUUGUUCACAACCACAAGUAGAGAAGGUCCAUUAAAAUUCAAGGACCAGAUGCCGACUUUUUUUGCAUCUUUUAGAUACUUUUUCUUGUCAGUAAAAAGUCGACUAUUCCCCAAACUCGUACUUUCAGAGGGAUCCAAUGGUCUCAGUGCCACACAGCUGCGACGAAGCCAUAAUAAUUGCCUCAGUAGAGAAGCUACGAGCUCUCGUGGGAUUGACACAGCAAAUUAUGAAGGCAAUUCUGACGAGCUGGAAUCAAACGAAGUGGAUGACUUGAGUGAACUAGAAGAGGACUUGUUUGCAUACCACCCUGACUUUCCAUUUCCCCCCAAGAAAUCAUCAACCACUUUUGAAGAUGCUGGUAUUCAGCAAGCUAGUAUCGAGCAUUUUCAAAAGCGACAGCGGAUAAUUCAAAAGCAAAUGAAGUCGAUAUUCAUCUAUCCAUUUGCAUAUUGUUUCAUUUGGUUAUUCCCGUUUAUUUUACAAACAACCCAAUUUAAUUACGAAGAGGAGCACAAGCCUGUAUACUGGUUGAAUGUUCUUGGUGCUUUUAUGCAGCCUUUUUUUGGGUUUGUUGAUUCAAUGGUUUUUUUUUACAGAGAGCGGCCAUGGAAGUAUACUGCAAUGAAGUGUUUCCAAAGAGAGCACAAACAAAGAAUCGAUAAUAUUAUUGAAAGUAGUUUAUCGCAGCCGCGGUAUAGCAAUGCCGCCCAUUCUACAAAUACGGCAGCUACAAGUGACAGAAUUGCGAGGAACUCGCUCAAUGCUGGCGUAGGGUUAGUUGACAUUAGCAAGUAUAGAGCGUGGAGAAGGGUUCUUUGUAAAUGGAAAUUCCCAUUGUUUUCGCUCCCGACGGAGGCCAACAUUAAAAAGUAUCAAGAUAAAUAUAUUCGGAAAAAGUUGCAAGAACGUGACCAAACCUCUGAAGCAAUGCUGGUUGAGAACACACCACAAAACACGUUUCCAAAAAUCAAUAAACCUUUGAAGACUUAUGAUGGAAUAACAAUGAAUAAUAGCAAGAAUAGCAAGAACAACAGCAGCAGCAGCAACAACAACAGCAACAACAACAACAAUUACCACGGUGCAGAUCAAAGAGAACAAAUCGAUCCGUUAUCCACUACCAAUGGUCAUCUGUUUGAUAAUAUACUUUCAGAUGAGAGUAAUACAUUCCCAUUGGCCGAUAGACCGAAACGUAAUGGUGUGGUGCCUCUGCCUCGUGAUCAGCAAUACAACUCACCGCCAGUUUCACCUGGCCACGUAUUUGCUGAUAUGGCGCGGAAUACCAAUGAUAGUGACACUGGUGAUGAAUUAGACUUUGAACAAUUUUUAAAAUCGUAA